Messenger RNA from Aphanomyces astaci, 2006 nucleotides. RefSeq lists its product as hypothetical. Gene Ontology annotation, biological process: mRNA processing. The record is from RefSeq and is a predicted model, not a curated record. Gene Ontology annotation, molecular function: RNA binding. Bases 15 to 1955 code for a protein of 646 amino acids. Gene Ontology annotation, cellular component: nucleus. NCBI's taxonomy places the organism in Eukaryota, Oomycota, Saprolegniomycetes, Saprolegniales, Verrucalvaceae. The transcript has 4 exons.
GUGGACGAGUUGUCAUGGCGAUGAACAACAACAGCCUGCAGAAGAAGCGCGAGGACAAGCGCUUCCAUGGAGCCUUCACAGGGGGGUUCUCUGCAGGGUACUUCAACACCGUGGGCAGCAAGGAGGGCUGGGCGCCGAGCUCGUUUCAGUCGUCCCGUUCGCAACCCCAGUCAUCGUCCACCGAGAAUGGAGAGCCGUCGGGGCCGCGAAAGCAACGCAUCGAAGACUUUAUGGACGAAGACGACGACCCGUUGCUGGGGAAACGUCUCGGGUUGAACUCGCAGUACGACCCGCUCGCUGCGGAUGGUUCGUCUCAAUCGCAGCAGUUCCAGGCCAAACAAGCGUCGACAUCGUCCAUUCCUGGGUUCAUCGUCGACGACUUCAUCCAACCGUCGCGGAGCACGAUCGGCACGACGCUCCUCGGGAAGAUGGGGUGGAAACAAGGCCAGGGGGUCGGGCCCAAGGUGCGCAAGCGCAAGUUCACCUCUCGCUUCGACCCUCCCGAAGCCGCCCUUCCUACCACCGCCAAACCCAAUGACGACGACGACAUCAUCUUUAUCGCACCCAAGCACACGCUCAACAUCGCCGACAUCUUUCCAUGUCAAAAGCUCGACAAGUACGGCGCCGGGUACGAUCCGUACAUGAACGCGCCGGAGUUCGGUUUCCUGCAGCGGCGGCGGCAACUCGAAGCGUCCGCCGGCGGUCCCCCGCGCGCCAUGCUGACGUUUGCGGACUCGAUCCGCGGCAACAACACGUCGUCCACUUCCACGACGUUGGGGUUGAGUGCAUUGGAAGAAGCCGACGAUGACGACAUGGACGUGUAUGCGACAGACUCGAAGGAUGCGUUCGAUAGAGUUCUGACCAGCCAGCCCACUCGGGCGAGGCUCAUGGCGCCAGCGCAAGAGGACGAUCUUGACGGCGCAGUGUCACAGGUUUGCAGCGACGGAAGCGUGGUACUGACUGGCUUUCGACUGAGCAAGACGCGGUUCAAAUCCCCCGCGGCGACUGUCCAUGUUGUCGUGCCGCCCAAUUGGGUGCCAACGCUCCGCCAUGUCAAGCUGGCGCCGCCUCGCAAACAUGUGACACAGUCAGCGGCAGAUCGAGGCAGAGUGUUGGGCGAACUGGCUCAGAAACAGCCCGAAGCUGCUGACCGUACGUUGCUGCACUCGCAGUUUCGAGCAGGCAUGAUGGCAGCAAUAUCGAGCCGCUUUCAAACGUCGACUUCUACGGAUACUAGUGUAACCCCGCCGCCGCGACUCGAGAUGGCGCCGCUGGUGCGACGGACGAAGGCGUGGAUGCCAGACAGGUUGCUGUGCAAACGCUUCCGUCUGUCGGUGCCGGACGCGGCGGUCGUGGAGGGGGCGGCCAAGAAACCGACGCCCGACACGCGGUUUGAGGACGACAUCAUGGCGCAUGUGCCCGCGGGGGUGGUCCGGACGGCGGCGGACGUCGUCCAAGUGGAGGAAGUGCUGCCGGAGCUGCCGCCGCUGGAACGCCCUGGAUUGGAUUUGUUUCAGUCUGUUUUUGAUGCGAACGACGACGAUGUUGAGGAUGACGACAGCAGCAGCAGUUCCAGCGAUGACGAAGAACAAGACAGCGCACAACCACCCAAAGACAUGAGCCACCAAGGCCAACGCGUUAAAGAACUAGGGCCAGACAUUAAAGAACAAGGUCCAGGCAUUAAAGAACAAGGCCCAGGCAUUAAAGAACAAGACUCAGGUAUUAAAGAACAAGGCCGAGGCAUUAAAGAACAAGGCAUGGCGGCAAGCAAUCGAGAUCGAACGAAGGACGACAAUUCGUUGGAUGAAGACACCCGACGCCGCAAGAAGCACAAGGCUCAAAAAGACCACAAGGCCAAAAAAGACCACAAGGCCAAAAAAGACCACAAGGCCAAAAAAGAGAAAAAAGAGAAAAAGGAGAAAAAACACAAAAAGCACCGUUCCACAAAGGAUUAAAACCCAAAAAUUCCAACUAACAGUUAAUUGAACAAUUUCUAAAUGUCUUGC